AUGUCGCGAGUUGGCGAUCUUCCUGACAUUGAGAAGGAGCACAAUAUUACCAUGAAACCUAGGAGACUGAGUCCUAUCUUGGAGAAAUUUGGUAUGUUAACCGGAAAUUUGGAUCGUGACAAUAGAUUGGAUGAGCUUCUAAAGGCGGUGAAGCACAAGUGUCGUGUAACAGAGAAGAAACAAGCUGGUGAUUAUGAUCCUUUCUGGCCAGAUGAUGCAGUUCCUGUGGUGCGUGCUCUUGAGCAUGUUUUAUUUGAGUCUUUCGCAGAGGAUAUGCCAAAGUACAAUAACAUAUCGAAGGAGCUAGUUGAUACACUCAAGAACGGUCAUACUCUUGACGAGAUAACAACUGUCAUCGAAGAACACCACUGA
Messenger RNA from Microthlaspi erraticum, 372 nucleotides. The record is from the annotation of a GenBank genome assembly. Lineage: Eukaryota; Viridiplantae; Streptophyta; Magnoliopsida; Brassicales; Brassicaceae.